This is a messenger RNA of Perkinsus marinus ATCC 50983, 495 nucleotides long. RefSeq names its product calmodulin, putative. The transcript is spliced from 5 exons. The record is from RefSeq and is a predicted model, not a curated record. NCBI's taxonomy places the organism in Eukaryota, Perkinsozoa, Perkinsida, Perkinsidae. The coding region runs from base 1 to 495 and encodes 164 amino acids.
AUGAGUACCACUCCUUCACCAAUUCAACUGGAGCGUUACCGGCUCGUGUUCGCCUUUCUAGAUGAACAUAAGGAGGGGGUACUCGAAGUGGAUAAUAGCCUUGGCCAUUUCAUCCGACUGGCUGGCUUUUGUCCCAGCGACGAACAGCUGCAAAAACUGAUAGAAAAACUGCAAAAUGAGAAAGUGAAUUAUUUUGAUUUUUCGAAGGCCGUUGAGGUCCUCUGUGAUGAACUACUUAUUGGGUGCAACUCGACGGUUAUGUUCGACGAAACGUUAGAUGCUCUGAAGCUUCUGGGUGAUGGAAAUGGCAUUUCAAACGAUGUGGUAUCUUUAUCGACGCUUCGCUCCGCCUUGAUAUCUUGUGGUGAUGAUGAUGAGCGCACUGCGAAGAAUUUCGACAGAAUGCUUCGUGAGACGGGCUACAAGGGAAAGGAGGAGGUGGACGCGUACGGAUUUGCUGAGAAACUACUCGGCCUUGUUGAAAUUGAAAAGUGA